GCAGGGCUGCGGCGAGGAUGGCUGGGAGGGCGGGCACACAUGGCAGAGCGGCGGCCGGGCGGGCCCAGCGCGGCUCCUCCAACCUCUUCUCCAUGUUCGAGCAGUCGCAGAUCCAGGAGUUCAAGGAGGCUUUCAGCUGCAUCGACCAGAACCGGGAUGGGAUCAUCUCCAAGGCAGACCUGAAGGAGACCUACGCGCAGCUGGGGAAGACAAACGUGAGCGACGAGGAGCUGGAGGAGAUGCUGAAGGAGGGGAAGGGGUCCCUUAACUUCACUGUCUUCCUGACACUCUUCAGGGAGAAGCUGAGUGGCACUGACCCCGAGGAGUCCAUUCUCAACGCCUUCAAGCUCUUUGACCCCACCGGCACCGGCACUGUGAACAAGGAUGAGUUUAGGCAGCUCCUCCUGACCCAGGCGGACAAGUUCUCCCCGGAGGAGGUGGAGCAGAUGUUUGCGGUGACACCCAUCGACAUCUCAGGGGACAUAGACUACAAGUCUCUGUGCUACAUCAUCACCCACGGGGACGAGAAGGAGGACUGAGGGGACAGCAAGUCCCCAACCCACCGCUGCUUGCUCUAGCCAAAUAAAUCACCAAACGAGGGGAUGU
This is a messenger RNA of Tyto alba (common barn owl), 606 nucleotides long. It is a transcript of the gene MYL7, whose product is annotated as myosin light chain 7. Gene Ontology annotation, biological process: cardiac muscle tissue development; heart contraction. The record is from RefSeq and is a predicted model, not a curated record. Gene Ontology annotation, molecular function: calcium ion binding. Gene Ontology annotation, cellular component: cytoplasm; myofibril. The coding region runs from base 18 to 539 and encodes 173 amino acids. Lineage: Eukaryota; Metazoa; Chordata; Aves; Strigiformes; Tytonidae. The transcript is spliced from 7 exons.